AUGAAGCCUGUGGUCGUUUGCCUUUCUGGCAAACGGAAGUGUGGUAAAGAUUAUGUGGGGAAUUUGUUGGCGAAUCGAUUAGAAAAGAUUGGUUAUAAAGUUAUCAUCUGUGGUAUAAGUUAUCCACUCAAGGAGGAGUAUGCUCAGUUGAAUGGUGUUGAUGCUGAACGCUUGAAAUACGAUAUACGGUACAAGGAAAUAUAUCGUCAAGAUAUGGUUGCUUGGGGCGAAAGGAUGCGAAGCAAUGAUCCUGGAUAUUUUUGCAGGAAAGUUUUCGUGAAUGCAGAUUCAGCCGAUGUAUUAAUUGUGACUGAUUGUCGACGAAUUUCUGAUAUUGAGUUUUUUAAAAUACAUUCUGGUUCCCGUUUAAGACUAUUGCGCAUCGAAACGACGUUACCAGUCCGGAAAUUGCGCGGUUUCGUAUUUGUCAGAGGUAUUGAUGAUCAAAUGACUGAAUGUGGUCUCGACGAGUAUACUGAUUGGGAUAUUGUACUUACUAAUGAUGUUCAGGUUGUGAACGGAAUACUGCCACUCAACUUAGAUGAAUGUUUAACUCGUCUUUGUUUUGAGAUACGUCAAUUGUUAUUGAGUCAGAAAUGA
Messenger RNA from Cercopithifilaria johnstoni, 600 nucleotides. The record is from the annotation of a GenBank genome assembly. NCBI's taxonomy places the organism in Eukaryota, Metazoa, Nematoda, Chromadorea, Rhabditida, Onchocercidae.